Messenger RNA from Adineta ricciae, 810 nucleotides. Lineage: Eukaryota; Metazoa; Rotifera; Eurotatoria; Adinetida; Adinetidae. The record is from the annotation of a GenBank genome assembly.
AUGCCUAUCAUUAAAAAGUCAUUUUUAAGAAAUGACGGGUGGUUGGGCGAACAGCCUCGGUGGUUGGGCGCCGCCCAACCUAGCCCACCCUUGGUUACGCCACUAGUUCAUUUAUUCUACUCUAUUCAUUCCGUCUUNCCUCCUCUUCCAACAAAACCACGUUCCCGAUCACUUCCACGUCAUCGAAUAACACAAACAUCAACACCAUUGAGUCUUUAUUCACAAACUUCAUUAAAUCAAUCUGUUCGACCAUCACAAAGACAAUCAAUUCGAAAACAACAUGUUUCUUGGUCACCUGUUCGACAACGAGAAACACCAAUUCCAACCAAAAGAAAAUCGAUCGAAACAUCUUCAUCAUCGGUCGUAUCAAUUCCAAUCCGUUUUCACAAAUCUCAAUCAACUCAAUUUCCGUCCCCACGUCCUUCAUUAAUCGAAUCUUGUCAACAUGCUUUGGUUCCACAUGAACCAACAUACGAAAUCAGUUACAAAAGAGAAGAAGAAGAAAAAUAUUUUCGAAAACGUUACUUUUACGAACCAGGAAAACAACACAAUGAAACGAUCGAACAAUACAAUCGUUUAUUAGAACGAAUGCGUGUUACAGACAGUGAACUUAAAUCUUUAUCUCGAUCAUUGACAAAAAAUAAUAAUAAAAUAUCAGAAAGAAGAUCCAUUGAAAAAAAUUGUGAAGAAUCCCGAAAAACAAAAGAAGAAUUUUUCAAUUUUGAAUUAUUUCAUUUGAAUAGAAUUUUAUUAAAGAUUUAUGAAGAAGAUUUUCUUGAAAUCAUAUCUACUUCUAUUCAUUUUUCUUAG